Microtus ochrogaster (prairie vole) is the source of this 921-nucleotide messenger RNA. RefSeq names its product ornithine decarboxylase (gene Odc1). The transcript is spliced from 5 exons. NCBI's taxonomy places the organism in Eukaryota, Metazoa, Chordata, Mammalia, Rodentia, Cricetidae. The annotation marks the transcript as partial. The record is from RefSeq and is a predicted model, not a curated record. Gene Ontology annotation, cellular component: cytoplasm. Gene Ontology annotation, molecular function: ornithine decarboxylase activity.
GACAAGGAUGCUUUCUAUGUUGCGGACCUGGGAGACAUCCUGAAGAAACAUCUAAGAUGGCUAAAAGCUCUUCCCCGCGUCACUCCCUUUUAUGCAGUCAAAAGUAAUGACAGCAGAGCCAUAGUGAACACCCUAGCUGCAGUCGGGACAGGUUUUGACUGUGCAAGCAAGACUGAAAUCCAGUUGGUGCAGGGGCUCGGGGUGCCUCCAGAGAGGAUUAUCUAUGCAAAUCCUUGUAAACAAGUGUCUCAGAUCAAGUAUGCUGCCAGCAGUGGAGUCCAGAUGAUGACAUUCGACAGCGAGAUUGAGCUGAUGAAGGUCGCCAGAGCACAUCCAAAGAUCACCAGUGUGAUCAACCCAGCUCUGGACAAGUACUUCCCCCCAGACUCUGGGGUAAGAGUCAUAGCCGAGCCAGGCAGAUACUAUGUUGCAUCAGCUUUCACACUGGCAGUCAAUAUCAUUGCCAAAAAAAUGGUAUGGAAGGAACAGACUGGCUCUGACGAUGAAGAUGAGUCAAACGAGCAAACCUUCAUGUAUUAUGUGAAUGACGGCGUGUAUGGAUCAUUUAACUGCAUUCUGUAUGAUCAUGCACAUGUGAAGGCCCUGCUGCCGAAGAGACCCAAGCCAGAUGAGAAGUAUUACCCGUCCAGCAUUUGGGGACCAACGUGUGAUGGCCUUGAUCGGAUCAUCGAGCGCUGUAACCUGCCUGAAAUGCAUGUGGGUGAUUGGAUGCUCUUUGAGAACAUGGGUGCAUACACUGUUGCUGCUGCGUCUACUUUCAAUGGGUUCCAGAGGCCUUCUAUCUACUAUGUAAUGUCGAGGCCAAUGUGGCAACUCAUGAAGCAGAUCCAGAGCCAUGGCUUCCCACCAGAAGUGGAGGAGCAGGAUGUUGGCACUCUGCCCAUGUCUUGUGCCCAGGAG